AUGUCGCUUCCAAGACGCCAUCUCAAGGACGUCUCGAAUGAUCUCAGACUGCUAGGAUUUCAAGUUGGCCCAAGAUCUACAUCGAAGCUUGGUGGUGUCGAGGAGCCACCUCAAGUCACGCCACCAAAACCGCUCCCGCUUCCGGACUACCGUAGUGAUCUGGAAUUGGAUACCGAGAUUCAGGACGCCAUUGCUCAUCACAAGAAGAUCUCCUCACUCUACGCCAUGAAUUUGGAUUCUGAGACCGAUGAAGCACCAUCACUGCGAGAUAUCCCGGCGUCUAACAAGUGGUCUUACGGCUUCGUGCCGCCAUGUGGUGGAUACGAUAUCUCACAGGAUCGGUUGAAAGUGGUGAAACCUAGUCAGGACGCCAAAGCGCCGGAGGACUACGGUUGCUAUUUAUCACGUGAGGUUCAUUUUGACCACCUGCCACCACGUACCCUUGACAACUCUAAGGAUCGUCUUCCACUUCAAGCCAGACCACUCCCAGUUAGAGUCCUGGACUCCAAGACUCAGCACGAGAAUCGUGAGCACUACGGUAGCGACGAUUCGUCAUUUGAUGAUUUUGACGAUUUGCAUUUUGACCACCUGCCAUUACGUAGCCAUGACAACUGUAAGGAUCGCCCAAGACCCCUGGCCCCGCUUCCACCUCCACCACCACCACAAGUCACUCCACCACGCCCUCUCCCUCAAUCCCCAUAUUCCUUCACAAUCGACCAGGAACUCCGUCUAGAGCACGCCUUCCAAAGAGAUGGACGCGGAAUGCCGUAUAAAAUAUUGGCUCGUGCGAUUCAAGCGGAUCUUGAUGAAGUGUAUGACUGGUUUAAUAAGCGCCUGGAGCGCAAGUCAAAGAUGUUGGCGGCAUAUAAGAAGCCCGUUCCCAACACACCCAAAAAGAUUAUCCCGGAUGCCUUUGGGCUCCGCCUACUUGACUUGAAUUUCGCCCAACUUUACGCGCUUGAAGAGUAUUAUAACCGUGGUGUCUACUUUGUACCGGAUGAGGUAGAAAAGAAGGCUCGUGAGAUUCAAGCAGAGCUCUCGGAGGUUCACGAAUGGCUCAGAAGACGUGAGUGGCUUGAGGAGAAGCGGACUGGAAGGAACGCUGAUAUUUAUUGGUUGCCGGCCCCGAAAGAAGAGAUGAAGAAGCGGGAUAUUGUAGCCCAGAAGGUUCUUGUCAAGGAGACUCGCGGAGAGGAUAGUAAUGAGAAAGUGAAGAGUCCGUCGGAAGAAAUUCUGGAGCUGAAGAAGCAAUUGGAGCAAGAGAGGAUGGAGCAUGAGGAGACAAAGUCUCAACUAUCUCGCGCCAAAAUCUUUGUCUCCGCUCGAAACUUCAGCGUUUCGGAGCUAAAAAAGCAAUUGAAGCAGGAGAAAAAGGAGCAUGAAGAGACAAAAUCCCAACUCACCCACGCCAACCACACCAUCACCUCCCAAGCCACCGACAUCCGUGAACUCAACUUCUGGGUGGCCACUUUAAGACAGAAGUCUUCAUCUCCAGAUGACUCGCGUGUCACCAAUCUGGAGAAGCAAAUGGAUCAGAUGGUCAAAGAUAUGGAGGCUCUCAGGACAACUUCACCUUCUCUCCGGGGUCUGAUAGCGGCUGAGAUCAAGAGAUAUGCGACGGAGCCUUCUAUGGUUGAAGAGGUGAAGAAGCAGAAGAAGGCGGAGCUUCAGAAGGAGAAUUUUUACCGAAUUCAGUUCUCAAAGUCGUUGGAGACAGUUGCGGAGAAGGAUAAGGAGAUUGAGGAGCUCAAAAAGAAUCUUCAAAUGAUCCAAAACAUUAAUUACGAACUUCAUGACACAAUUAAACAGAAAAACUUGUUGGUUGAGACGAUGACUGAGCACGUGAAGGAGUCGGAGCAGAAGAUUUGUGAUUUGGAGGCGGAGCUUGAGAAGAAGUUGGUGCCAGCGAAGCCGGUGAUUAAUCUAAGGAACCGGCGCCUCCCAAAGUAUUAUGGAUUGGAGCCCAAGGGAUCUGAUGGUACCGGGAUUCGUGAGAAAGAGGAGACCCUCAGAGCAAACGCCGAUAAGGUUAUGGAUGGGAAGUAUUAA
Messenger RNA from Caenorhabditis remanei, 2049 nucleotides. RefSeq lists its product as uncharacterized. Lineage: Eukaryota; Metazoa; Nematoda; Chromadorea; Rhabditida; Rhabditidae. The transcript is spliced from 3 exons. Bases 1 to 2049 code for a protein of 682 amino acids. The record is from RefSeq and is a predicted model, not a curated record.